AUGUCGCAACGACAGCAACAAAGCGCACCAGCGCCCUCACAAACACAAACCGAAACUCCGACACAAACACCAGAGACAAGCGAACAGGCUCCUCAAAUUCUGCGACUUCGGGGUGCACAUGCUUCCAACGGACGAUCCGUCCAGUGGGCGGAGGAUGUAAUAGACAACGAAGGUCUUGGACGCAAGAGUUCAAAAGUGUGCUGUAUUUAUCACAAACCUAAAGCUGUCGAUGAGUCCAGCGAUGAAUCCUCCUCAGAUUCUGAUUCCGACUCGGAAUCUGAUCGUGACGGCGCACAACCAGCAAGUGGUAAACGUCAGGCCUGUGGUCAUGGACAUGGGCACAACCACGGACGAGGCCGAAGAAGCGGAAAAGGCAAAGACAAGAGAGCGCCAAGUCCAAAUGCAUACGAAAAAGUGCCCAAGCCGAAAUCCAAAGAUGGGUCAUCAGAAGCCAAGUCUUAG
This is a messenger RNA of Fusarium venenatum, 462 nucleotides long. RefSeq names its product phosphatase inhibitor-domain-containing protein. Gene Ontology annotation, cellular component: nucleus. Lineage: Eukaryota; Fungi; Ascomycota; Sordariomycetes; Hypocreales; Nectriaceae. The record is from RefSeq and is a predicted model, not a curated record. Gene Ontology annotation, molecular function: protein phosphatase 1 binding; protein serine/threonine phosphatase inhibitor activity.